Ostreobium quekettii is the source of this 1008-nucleotide messenger RNA. The record is from the annotation of a GenBank genome assembly. Lineage: Eukaryota; Viridiplantae; Chlorophyta; Ulvophyceae; Bryopsidales; Ostreobiaceae.
AUGCCCCCCUCCGCGGGCGCCCCGCUGCAGCCAGACACGGUCCUCCGCGGCCACGGCAGCCCCGUCCAGUGCGCGUCCCUGCACCCCUCCGGCCGCCUGCUGGCCUCGGGCGACGCGGCAGGCGUCGUCAAGGUGUGGGAUCUGCAUCACAGGCGCCCGGCCGCAUCCUUCCAGCCCCACCCCACGCCGUUCGGCGUCCUGUCCCUGGCCGUGGUCGAUCGCCACGGCCUCGCGUCGAUCGUCACCCAGGGCAGGGAUGGGAAGGUGGAGAUGUGGGCCCUGGGGCCCGACGGGAGCGUGGGGGAGGGGUCCGGGGGAGGCGUGGAGACGGGGGCUUAUGGAAUGUGCGGCGUGGCGGUGAUGGGCGUGGACAAUGGGGUGGUGAUGGCGACGCCGUGUGGGGAGCCGGGGCGGGUGGAGGUCGUGGACCUGGAGGCCGGCAAGCAGGUGGCAAGCCUCAGGAGCGCCCAAGGCGAUGAGAAAUGGGGGAUGGUGAUGGCUGUGGAUCUGUACCGCAAAUCUGGUGGCGAUGACUUGGGCGUGGCUGUGGGCUAUGAAGAUGGCAGUGUGGGUCUGUGGGACCUCCGCUUCCCCUCUGACCCCCUUGUCAGACUGAAACUCUUUGAUGAGCCCACCCUGUCUCUGACAAUCGACGUUGAGGGCAAAGGGGGGGUGGCUGGCGGCGCCACCAAGCAGGUUGCCAUGCUGAGCCUAAAAGAUGGGGAACCAACCAAGGCACUGAGAUUGAGGAAGCUGGUGGGAGUCAAGGAGGAGGGCAUCAACUGUGUGGCGAUACGCACAGACAGGAGGGUAUUUGCCACAGGCGGGUGGGAUGGCAAGGCACGGGUGUGGAACUACAAGCGGGGGGUACCGCUGGCGGUCCUCAAGUACCACACUAAGGAGGUGGCUGGCGUGGCCUAUUUGCCAGGUGGCUCGCUGCUGGCCACAGCGUCAAGAGACACCACAGUAGCGCUGUGGUCUGUGUUUGCCGAAACAGGACCGAAUUAG